This is a messenger RNA of Colossoma macropomum (tambaqui), 4120 nucleotides long. RefSeq names its product charged multivesicular body protein 2Bb (gene chmp2bb). Gene Ontology annotation, biological process: late endosome to vacuole transport; endosome transport via multivesicular body sorting pathway; protein transport. The transcript has 6 exons. Lineage: Eukaryota; Metazoa; Chordata; Actinopteri; Characiformes; Serrasalmidae. Bases 128 to 772 code for a protein of 214 amino acids. Gene Ontology annotation, cellular component: multivesicular body; ESCRT III complex. The record is from RefSeq and is a predicted model, not a curated record.
AUUUGACCCGCCUACUAAAGAAGAACCAGGAAAUACACAUGACAUUUUUGUUAGGCGGUGGAGAGAAAGUCUUCUGGAAACAUUUUAUUUAAUUUUUUUGUUGUAGCACUCGACUGUUUUUCUUACCAUGGCUUCGCUGUUCAAGAAGAAGACGGUAGAUGAUGUCAUUAAAGAGCAGAACAAAGAGUUGAGGGGAACUCAGAGACAGAUCACGCGAGACCGAGCGGCACUGGAGAAACAGGAAAAGCAGCUGGAGUUGGAGAUAAAGAAGAUGGCCAAGACAGGUAAUAAGGAGGCCUGUAAAAUCCUGGCCAAACAGCUGGUGCAGCUGAGGAAACAGAAGACCCGAACAUACGCCGUCAGCUCUAAAGUUACCUCCAUGUCCACCCAGACCAAACUCAUGCACUCUCAGAUGAAGAUGGCAGGGGCCAUGAGCACCACCACUAAAACGAUGCAGGCAGUCAAUAAGAAGAUGGAUCCUCAGAAAACUUUGCAGACCAUGCAGAACUUUCAGAAGGAGACAGCCAAGAUGGAGAUGACUGAAGAAAUGAUUAAUGACACACUGGACGAGAUCUUUGAGGACUCUGGCGAUGAGGAAGAAUCUCAGGACAUUGUGAACCAGGUGCUGGAUGAGAUCGGCAUUGAAAUCUCAGGAAAGAUGGCCCACGCUCCUUCAGCCAGCAGAAACAACCCCACCGCCUCCACCUCCAAAGCAGAUGGGAUAUCAGAUGAGGAGAUAGAGAGACAGCUAAGAGCUCUCGGAGUGGACUAAUUCUCAUACACGCAGACGCACGCAUCUCCAUAUUGCCUGGCGACAAACAUGCAGUGCUACAUCCUCAAGUACACGGAGCACACACUACUGGACACUUGACGUUUGCAGUCACAUACACACGCCUACUCGGGGAUAAAAUGCCACUGCAGGCAAAGUUAAUCCCAUUUUCAUUUUCACAGAGGGCUCCUCAUGACAUUUUUUGGUUAAAAAUGAAAAAAAAUGACCCUUUUUUUUAGUAAUGCGGCUAAAAUAUACUGUUCUAUGCAAAAGUUAGAGGCCGUCAUCCUUCAUUUAUUCAGUUUUCAGUUGAAAUGGCCAUUUAGUAAAAGUUGUUCAGUUUUCAGCAUCAGGAAAAAAAAAGAAAACAUCAGCAGGGAUAUUUUUCCCCUCUUCCGAAGUUCGGUUUUAGAGGUUGGUUGCAUUUUCUGCUCAUCACAAUAGAAGUAAUCCAAAACCCAAUCCUUUCAGACUAAUAAUAUUGAGUGGUCUUUUCACAGUGUAAGGAAAGACAGACACAUCAGGUCUUGCAUUAUUGUUUGGAGUCUCAUUAUAUCUUUUAAUCAUUUUUUGCAAGAUUUGGAAACUCCUGUUUUUUUCACUUAUUUUCCUGUGACUUUCCCCUUUCUUAUACAAUGCAAGUGUAUUAUUUUGUGUCUCAUCAGAAAUAACUCCUGAAAAAUGAACAACUUAUUCUGAAAGGCCUUUUUAACUGGAAAUGACAUAAACAAAGGGUGGUCUAUGACUUUUGCACAGUACUGUAUACUUUUAAAUGCAUGCUCACCUAUCUCGUCUUUUAUGUAUUGUUAUGGGAAAAUGAAAAGUCAGCAUGAAAUUAUUGAAUAUUGUCGCUGUUGUAACAAAACCUCUUAUCUCAAAUGGUACCUCUACAGGAGAAGGAAUAGUGUUCUUUACUUGAAUGUACUAUAACGUCAAAAUUUGAAUUGGACCAUUUCUGUUGGUCCGUUUAUCAUGAAAUGUCCAUACAAUGUAAAGGACAACGGAUGUAUUAAAAUGAUUUUUGAGUUUUGAUAUGACUGCGACGAUAUACUGAAUGUUUCUUAAGAUUGUAGGGUAGUUUCGCAUGGUGAAUAUAAGACAAAAAACACAAAAACAAAGUCUAAUAAAUAUUCAAGGCUCUCCUUGUAUUGCAUAUUGCAGACGUCUCAGAGAUUCUCCAGAGAGAUCUACCUCUAUGAUUUGAAAGCAGUGGCACUGUGCUUGUGGGGAGUUGGACGUAUCCUAAGUUUCAUCAGCUUCUUCUUGUCAUCUUGUCCUAAAACAACCCCACUCCGACUCCUGGCACAUCUGAAGCCUUUUGGAGCGAGAUACACGUCUUCUAAAACAUGAAUCCUCAAAUCCCACUUAUAGUUUAGCACUUUAUUCUUCUGUUAUGUCUGCUGGCAAUCUCUCUGCUCGAUUGCUCCUCGUCUGAGGUUUGAGUGAUGUAUGUUGUGCUUUGGCUCAUGGUGAGCACAAUGUCCUGGGACUAACUCACUGUGUAUUUGUGUUUAAAAUCUGAGCAGUGCGAGUUUGAAGAGGUAAUUUGGCCAAAAAUGCAAAUGUGCCUAACAGUGAAUAGAAGUUGGCAGGGCAUGAAAACCACCAGCUAGCUAGCUGUUGGCGUUGAUGCCCUGCUGCUCACUUCCAUUUUUGUUUGCCAUUGUAUUUGGCAGUACUGUCCCUUAAGGAUCCUAACUGCUUAUCACAUUGGCGACCAAAGCAUAUGAAGCUGCUGGCAUUGUCAGGAGUGAAUGAACGGACUGUACACUCCAAUUUGCUGAGAAAUUGUGGAUGCUGUUUUCUUUUUUUCCUGAUGACUGCCUUUUUAAAGGAAUGCUCCAUUUUUCAGCAUAAGCUCCAUCUGCUGCAUCUGUAGCAUAAAGUCGAUUACCGCAAGAAUAUUUCCCUGAUUUAAAACAAACUUCAAAUAGAAGUAAAUGGGCACGUGGUGAAGCAUGAAAUAAUAAAAAAAAAAUGUGUUUUGAGUCACAUUUUUUCUGUUCUUUUACUAAGUACAGGCAAACAUGUCAGUGAUAAUGUCUGUGGUAAUUGACUGUAUUCUAUAGAUUUGGCAGAUAGAGAUUAGACUGAAAAACGUUGGUGUAUUCCUCUAAGCUUCAUUGAGCCACUGUUGAUAAAUCAUGUAUAAAUGUAGGGGUUCUGCAAACUAGACUUUAUAGUGAUUAGCCUGCAGGCCAAUCUCUGCGUCUUCAGGUGAAUAUGGAGAUGAACAUUCUCAUAUGAAGGAUAUGCACGUUUUCCCUCUUUUCAGUUUGUUAUUUGGACCCACCUAAUCCCUGGACUUCAACAGUCAGGGAAGCUUUCACAGCCAAAGAUUGAGUCUAUUCUGGAACUAAGAUGGAUUUUCGAUUGAGAAUCACAAUCAACAAUGGGGAUUUAGUUAUUUUAGUCUGUGACGACGGCAAUGGCUCUCUAUUUUAACCCAGCUUUAACCCAAUGCCAGGUUUAAUCCACUGAAAACGUGGCAGGUUUAGAGGGCAGUCCAACCAAUUUUUAAACAUUUAUGUGUAGUUUAUUUGUUAAGAUGUAAAGUCUUUCAAAGUGGAUUGAUGUGAAAUGGUGCAUUUGUAGAGGAGUACUAUGGAUUUCUUUACAGUGGUGGUGAUGGGAACCAAGAGUCCCAGUGUCUCCAACACACACAUUGCCAUUUUAUUUCUAUUCAGAUAACCUGUGAAUCUACACAUGUCUUCUGAGUUUUAUAUGUAAUGCUCAUAAAGGUAAAAUAGUGGAAAAUCUGAAAUGUUAUGUUCUCUUCAGGGAACAUUUUGCCUUACGACACCCUGCUUGUACCUCUGCACCAUGAAUAGAUUUUAAAAAAUUGUUUCAGAUAAAAACCUUAUAUUAGUACUGUCAUAAAACAAUGUUUCAGCCAUCAGGCUGCUUAUUCAUAACCAUUUUGUCUAAUAACAGCCUGUGCUCGAGCUUUUAGAGGCAUUAAACUCCAUGUACGUCUGGUUCCUAUCACCUCCAUUGUGAACGAUUCUGACUCAGUAAGUUUCUCCUUAACACAUUUCACAUCAAACCACUCUGAAUGACUCUGGGUCAGAUCUUAACAAUUUAAUUGUGCAGAAAAUCUGAAAAAACGGUUGGGUUUCCCUUUAUACAUACAGAGUGAUUGUGCUUUGGGAGAGCAUUGUUUAUGCACUGCAAUACUCUAACAGUGUAAAUAGUGCAAAUUGGAGUUUUUGUUUCAUUUCAUAGUCAUAUAUUUAUCAGAGUUUUGGGAUAUGGGUAACUGACAUCUGUUAACAGUUCUUUGUUCAACAUUAUGGACAUUUCUUUUUUUUUUUGUUAGCCAUGAAUAAAAAUGCCUUUUUAACAAUGCAG